AUGGCACAAGUUGACUGCGACAAUUGGCAGGAAUGGUGGACAUACGACGGCAUAUCUGGGCCAGCGUAUUGGGGGCUCAUGAAUCCACAAUGGAACAUGUGUUCUAGGGGCAGGAGGCAAAGCCCCGUUAAUGUGGAACCAGACAAACUGCUCUACGAUCCCUAUUUGAGGCACAUUCACAUCGACAAACACAAAGUUAGUGGGACGUUGCACAACACUGGCCAAUCGCUGGUGUUUCGUGUGGAAAAAGACACUAAACAACACGUGAAUAUUUCGGGAGGUCCACUGGCGUACCGAUAUCAGUUUGAGGAAAUUUAUAUUCAUUAUGGCACCGACAAUCAACAAGGAUCCGAGCACCACAUUCAAGGCUACUCAUUUCCUGCUGAGAUCCAGUUCUACGGAUUUAAUAAGGAGUUAUAUCAUAACAUGUCGGAAGCGCAGCAUAAAUCACAAGGAAUCGUUGCCAUCUCACUAAUGGUGCAGAUUGGGGACACGCCGAACGGAGAGCUCAGACUGAUCACGAGCGUAUUUAACAAGGUGCAGUAUAAAGGUGCUUCCACUCCUGUCAAGCACAUUUCACUGCGAGCUUUGCUGCCCAACACAGACCAUUUCAUGACUUACGAGGGAUCGACGACACACCCGGGAUGUUGGGAAACCACAGUGUGGAUCAUCCUUAAUAAGCCCAUUUAUAUUACCAAACACGAGUUAUACCAGUUACGGAAGUUAAUGCAAGGCUCGGAGGAGGCUCCGAAAGCUCCGUUGGGAAAUAACGCGCGUCCCAUUCAGCCCCUGCACCAAAGGACGAUUCGAACGAAUAUAAACUUCAAAAAUGUGCCGGAAAACAACUGUCCGUCGAUGCACAAGGACAUGUACUAUAGAGCUAACAAAUGGUCGCCGAGCGUCAAGGAUUUGCCGUACAUGCACUCUUUACAUUAAAACUGACAACAGAAGGAAUUAGGACUUAAAAAAUUCAUCUUUGAGAGCAAUUUUGGCUUUUAAUGGCUCCCAAUCUUCCCGAUUAUUCACGGCCCGCAAGAAUAUUCUCACUAGAUAAUUUGGUCAAGAGAAGUCUUAUAUGGGAAGUAUUUAAUUUUGAUGUCUCUCAGAAGGAGGAAUGUUAAAACCUCAAUACAGAACAAAAAAUAAGGACAAGCCGGAAUGUAGCGGCCCCAAUAUUAAAAUAUUAGGUCCGGAAAAAGGUAUGGAACGAAGAAAAUUCGGCUUCUCAUGCCAGAAGUCGUUUUUCGUUUUAAUAUAAAAUACAAAAUUUCCGUGCUACUUCUUUUCUAUCUUUACAGUUCGUUCACUCUGAGUUAAAAUUCAUCUCCUUAUUUUAUUGGAGCAGAUUUAGAUUUUCCGGACGAUUUUACAACUGAUGCACAUUUACAAGAACUUUUAUACAUUCGCUUUGAUAUGAAACCAUCUGGCUACGUAAAUGACCAUUUGGUAUCCGAGUUUUGCCACAGAAUUCAGCAUGAUUUAAAAGCCAAAAUUUCCCAUUGUGAUAAUGUUAUUUUACUAUAAAAUAGAAAACAAAAUACAAAAUAAUUUAGGGAUUUUUUAUGAUGGUGUUAAGAGUGUAUUUGAAAGUUAGCUGAAAUCAGUGUAAUUUUCUGUUGGGUGGCAUUUUUUCAAGAUCUUAUUCAACUAGGUCUGAUAUUAUGUAGUAGUUAAUGUGAGAAUAAACAUGUUUGAUUUUGGG
Dendroctonus ponderosae (mountain pine beetle) is the source of this 1702-nucleotide messenger RNA. RefSeq names its product carbonic anhydrase-related protein 10 (gene CARPA). Bases 1 to 936 code for a protein of 311 amino acids. Lineage: Eukaryota; Metazoa; Arthropoda; Insecta; Coleoptera; Curculionidae. Gene Ontology annotation, molecular function: carbonate dehydratase activity; zinc ion binding. The record is from RefSeq and is a predicted model, not a curated record. The transcript is spliced from 10 exons.